AUGUCGUCCAGUGCUAGACAAACGAGGUCACAGGCAAAGGCACAAGCCAAUUCUCGUGCUCAACCUCGAGGUGAUUCCUCUGUGUCUUUGACGCCCCCGAAGAACAUCGCGCAGCCAUGCACUCGCGGCCGUGCUGGUUCACAGUCAACGGUGACGUCCGGCUCAAUGGGUAUCAACCACUGGACGCGUCACAUGCCGAACUAUCCAGCUCCUGUUAUGCCUCAUCCAGGAUCAGAGGCUUCUACGAAAAUCGUUACCCCCAGCCAACUUGCCGAAUCGACGUCUAACUGUUCCAGGAUAAAGGCCAAGGCCAUGUCUAAUUUGUCGGGAAUCUCGACCGAGGCACCAGCAUCGUUUGGACACGCCGACUCGAAUUCCAAGUACUACCAAUAUCAGCAAGCUGGCACACGAGUAUUUGAUUGCGAGGAUCCAGGAGUCAACGCCGCUGCACAAGCGAGGAUUGUCGCACAGUGCGUCGAUGCGCUCGGACGACGCCUUGACAUAUCGAGCAUGCCUGAAGGCGUCCGGUUCAUGAGUCGUGACUUGUUAUCGAACGAUGGAGAUGCUCGGUACGACUCCCCGAGUCCGAGUGUAUAUAUGGUCCCUCCCUCACUUUCCUCACGCGGAUGUACCCCCUAUGGUGAGGUUGAUAACUCAUACAGGGCGUAUUCCACUUCUUCCAGGGCUCAGUUCGACUUCGAAACAUGGGCAUACGCGGAUAAAGCCUUGAAAGAUGAAGUGACUUCCGGCCAGAGUAGGUCGGGCCAUGGUGGGACGGCUAGAGGAGGGGCGGGUCAGUCCAUGGCGAACGGUGUCAAGUCGGUCCAUUCUGAACGUCAUCAACUCAAACUUGAUCCAAUAACAGAUAUGGUAAAGAUCGAGCAUAUGAGCGACGCCUUCCUGUCCCCUGUUGCCACGCCCAUGCCCGUCCCUGGUCCGAACCCGUAUUUUAUACAUGGACAUGAAAGUCUCCUUGAAGAUGAAGUUAUGACUAGGCCUCUUGGACUAGAUGAUGACUUACCCCAGACGCCUCUUUUUGAGUCGCCAUCCAAAGCCAGAUCGAACGGUUAUUUUCAUGGUAGCGAUGAUACAGUUGUCGAGCCUACGUUUAACUAUCCGAAAGUUUCUGGAUUCGGCCGCGAAUGCAGUCCACUCACUGAAUAUGAGUACGAUGAAGACGGGACGCCCAGACUUCCUAACAGCAGUCGCCGUGGCAGGCGAACUGUAGGAGCUGUAUAUUCGCCUUCCAGGGGCUACGUGCGCACAGAUCCCAUUCUUACGCGCAAGAGGGCCAAGGAGCUCGGCUCGACAGUCAAUAUGUAA
Messenger RNA from Fomitiporia mediterranea MF3/22, 1323 nucleotides. RefSeq lists its product as uncharacterized. Lineage: Eukaryota; Fungi; Basidiomycota; Agaricomycetes; Hymenochaetales; Hymenochaetaceae. The transcript has a single exon. The record is from RefSeq and is a predicted model, not a curated record. The coding region runs from base 1 to 1323 and encodes 440 amino acids.